GUCGCCAUCUUGUCGCCUGUUCCUUAGGAGAGAGGAGGGUUUGUUUAGGCUAGUUACCGACUAUAAUUUCAAUUUUAAUACAGCUACACGCAAAAACAAAAAAUGUCCAAACGGCACCGGUUAGAUCUGGGAGACGAUUAUUCGUCUAGUAAGAAACGGACAUCUUCUGAUGGAAAAGAUAGAGAUCGGGAACGUGAUGAACGAUCUAGGGACAGGGACAGAGAUCGCGACAGAGAAAAGGACAUGAAACCACCUGGUAUCUCUCUCAAUCCUAUUGUGCCCGGGUGUGGGUUGCCAGCUUUAAAACAAGCAGCAAUUCAUCAGCAGAUUAAUCCAUUUACCAAUUUGCCUCACACUCCAAGAUUCUAUGAGAUUCUAAAGAAGAGGCUUCAACUUCCCGUGUGGGAAUACAAAGAAAGAUUUAAUGAUAUUCUCACAAAACAUCAAAGCUUUGUAUUGGUCGGUGAGACUGGUUCUGGCAAAACAACACAGAUUCCUCAGUGGUGUGUUGAUAUGGUGCGGUCACUUCCUGGACCCAAGCGUGGUGUGGCCUGUACCCAGCCCAGAAGAGUGGCUGCCAUGAGUGUAGCCCAAAGAGUGGCAGAUGAAAUGGAUGUCAUGUUGGGACAAGAAGUUGGAUAUUCCAUUCGAUUUGAAGACUGCAGCAGUGCAAAGACUAUCCUGAAGUAUAUGACUGAUGGUAUGUUACUUCGAGAGGCGAUGAAUGAUCCACUUCUGGAACGUUAUGGUGUUAUUAUCCUUGACGAAGCCCACGAGCGAACACUGGCCACAGACAUUUUGAUGGGAGUCUUGAAAGAAGUAGUUAGACAAAGAUCGGAUUUAAAGGUUAUUGUCAUGAGCGCCACAUUGGAUGCUGGGAAAUUCCAGGUCUACUUUGAUAAUUGUCCACUGUUAACAAUUCCUGGUCGCACACACCCUGUGGAGAUAUUUUAUACCCCAGAACCAGAAAGAGACUACUUGGAAGCAGCUAUCCGAACAGUAAUACAAAUCCACAUGUGUGAAGAGGAGGAAGGAGACGUCUUGCUAUUCCUUACAGGUCAAGAGGAAAUUGAUGAAGCCUGUAAACGGAUAAAACGAGAAAUAGACGACUUGGGACCUGAAGUUGGAGACAUUAAAAUCAUUCCACUGUAUUCCACCCUACCACCUCAGCAGCAGCAACGGAUCUUUGAACCCCCGCCUCCAAAAAAAGGAAGUGGAGCAAUAGGCAGAAAGGUUGUUGUUUCUACAAAUAUUGCUGAAACAUCCCUGACUAUUGAUGGUGUAGUGUUUGUAAUUGACCCUGGAUUUGCUAAACAAAAAGUGUACAAUCCUCGAAUCAGGGUGGAGUCCUUGCUGGUGACUGCUAUAAGCAAGGCUUCUGCUCAGCAGAGAGCAGGUCGUGCUGGCAGAACCCGGCCAGGGAAAUGUUUCCGGCUGUAUACAGAAAAGGCCUACAAAACUGAAAUGCAGGACAACACAUACCCUGAGAUUCUGAGGUCCAAUUUGGGCUCCGUUGUGUUGCAACUAAAGAAACUUGGUAUAGAUGACUUGGUGCAUUUUGAUUUCAUGGACCCACCAGCUCCUGAAACUCUGAUGAGAGCCCUGGAACUAUUGAAUUAUCUUGCUGCCCUGAAUGAUGAUGGUGACCUGACUGAGUUGGGAUCCAUGAUGGCAGAGUUUCCAUUGGAUCCACAGCUAGCCAAGAUGGUUAUCGCCAGCUGUGAAUUUAAUUGUUCCAAUGAGAUCCUCUCAAUUACAGCAAUGUUGUCAGUCCCACAGUGUUUUGUUCGUCCGACGGAGGCAAAGAAAGCUGCUGAUGAGUCCAAGAUGAGGUUUGCACACAUAGAUGGAGAUCACUUGACUCUACUAAACGUCUACCAUGCUUUCAAACAGAACCAUGAGUCAGUUCAAUGGUGCUAUGAUAAUUUUGUUAACUACAGAUCACUGAUGUCUGCUGACAAUGUACGUCAGCAGCUGUCCAGAAUAAUGGACAGAUUCAAUCUGCCUCGUAGAAGCACAGAGUUCACCAGUCGAGAUUACUAUAUCAACAUACGGAGGGCCUUGGUCACUGGCUUUUUCAUGCAGAUUGCGCAUUUGGAAAGGACUGGGCAUUACCUGACUGUGAAAGAUAACCAGGUGGUACAGUUGCAUCCCUCCACUGUUCUUGACCACAAACCUGAAUGGGUCCUCUACAACGAAUUUGUACUCACAACGAAGAACUACAUUCGAACAUGCACAGAUGUAAAACCAGAGUGGUUGGUAAAAAUUGCCCCUCAGUACUAUGAAAUGAGCAACUUCCCUCAGUGCGAAGCAAAAAGACAGCUGGAGCGCAUCGUUGCCAAGCUUCAAACCAAGGAAUAUUCUCAGUACUGAAGCCUGCUUAAAGUACAGCUACACUGUAUUCAGACUAACUUGUACACCUUAAAUAAGUUCAACAGCCUUGUUUGGAAGAUUUUAAUGUUUUCUUUACAGUUCAGAUUUGGUUAUUUUUAUAACUCAUUUCUUCUCCCCAUUGUGUUUUCACAACAGCACAUUAUGAAGAUAAUUGGUCAAUGUAAGCAUAUAUGAAAUUGGUUGUAUAUUAAAAGUUCCACGAUGAAGGUUGUGUUUUUUUUUUCCCUUCCCCCUCUCCCCUGCAACAAUAGUAUAAUAAUGGACCAUGUUAUGCAUGAUCAUUCAUGUUGAUGUUGACAUUCCUGUUUUAGAAAUUUGUGAACUUUUUCAGAAAGUGUGCUUAUGUAGACAGUCUUAAUUUCUUCCGUAGAGGCUUUGGCUUAAAUAAAGUCUAUAAAUAUCA
This is a messenger RNA of Polyodon spathula (Mississippi paddlefish), 2797 nucleotides long. Its product is annotated as pre-mRNA-splicing factor ATP-dependent RNA helicase DHX15-like. Gene Ontology annotation, cellular component: spliceosomal complex; intracellular anatomical structure. The record is from RefSeq and is a predicted model, not a curated record. Gene Ontology annotation, molecular function: ATP binding; RNA helicase activity; RNA binding. The transcript is spliced from 14 exons. The coding region runs from base 103 to 2373 and encodes 756 amino acids. NCBI's taxonomy places the organism in Eukaryota, Metazoa, Chordata, Actinopteri, Acipenseriformes, Polyodontidae.